CUGACCCGGCGUAUACGUAUACGUAACAGCAUUUUUCAUUCGUUGGAUUUUCUUUUCUUUUCUGAAGCAUUUCCGGCGCAGCACGGGCAGCGCCAGAGCCGGGCUCUGUCUCGGAAAAUCAGUUUCGUUACGCUUUCCACACGAAACGGACGCGUGUUGCGGCUGGCCUGGGGCGCCACAAAAUCAAAAUAAUAACGUAAAAUCUCACGUAAUGUCGCAGGGAAAAGUAUCGGUAGUAGUACUAUAUUUGCCGGGAAAUUCGGGAGUGAAGUGUGAAAGCCACAAAAAUUGCAAAAGCAAAUUUGGCCAAAGGGCAAUGGAAAAGAAAAACUCUGAUAACAAAACCGUGUGAAAAACGCUCGAGAAAAGAAAAACAUUGUAUCAUAAAAUCAUAAAACAAAACCCGAGGCCAAAGAGAGCAAAUAGUGGUGGAGGAGAGGCGCCGAUUCAGGAUUACAGAGAGGAGGAGGAUGCACUUUGGCCAGGAGACGAGGCCAUCAUUGGGGCUGCUCCUGGCGGUUGAGGUUGAGGUUGCGGUAGCGGUUGCUCUGGCUAAACGGUCGCUGAAGGCCAGAAGAACGGCAAGUUGAUGUUGCUGCCAUCUUGGCAUCUAAUUGGGGCCCUCCUCGUGCUCACGGCCACAGCGGGGGACGCCACCAACAACAAGAUCAUCUUGCCACAGAUACUGAACGGUGGUGGAGACGCCCCUGGCAAGCAUCCAUCCGGAGCCAAGACAGCGAACGGUGCCACAAAUGGCGGCGGAGGCGGGGCACUCGGUGUCGCCACAGGAACUGGCAAUACGGUGGUCGGAAGCAAUGGCGUGAUUGUUGCCGGUGGCGGUGUUGUGGCCAAUGGCCCAACCACGAAUUUAAACACUGUUGUCGAAGAACCCGAAUUUACUGAAUACAUCGAAAAUGUAACUGUACCUGCUGGACGUAAUGUUAAGCUCGGAUGCUCCGUUAAGAAUCUGGGAUCAUAUAAGGUAGCAUGGAUGCACUUUGAGCAGAGUGCUAUCCUUACCGUUCACAAUCACGUGAUCACGCGGAAUCCACGGAUCAGUGUCACGCACGACAAGCACGACAGGCAUCGCACGUGGUAUCUGCACAUCAACAAUGUCCACGAGGAGGACAAGGGACGCUACAUGUGCCAGAUCAAUACGGUGACGGCCAAAACGCAGUUCGGCUACCUAAAUGUUGUGGUUCCCCCCAACAUUGAUGAUUCUCUGAGCUCCAGCGAUGUGAUUGUCCGCGAGGGCGCCAAUAUUUCGCUGAGGUGUCGGGCGAGUGGUAGCCCGAGACCCAUUAUAAAAUGGAAACGGGACGAUAACUCCCGUAUAGCCAUCAAUAAGAAUCACAUAGUAAACGAAUGGGAGGGCGAUACUUUGGAGAUAACUCGCAUCUCCCGUUUGGAUAUGGGCGCCUACCUGUGCAUCGCCUCGAAUGGCGUGCCCCCAACGGUUUCCAAGCGCAUCAAAGUCAGUGUCGACUUCCCCCCAAUGCUGCUCAUUCCCCAUCAAUUGGUUGGCGCACCAGAAGGUUUCAAUGUCACCAUCGAAUGUUUUACGGAGGCGCAUCCCACAUCACUCAAUUAUUGGACACGCGGCGAGGGACCAAUCAUACACGAUUCGCACAAGUACAAAGUUGAAUCAAGUGUAGGCGUGCCUGCCUACAAGACCCACAUGAAGCUAACGAUCAUAAGUGUCAGCAGCGGCGAUGAUGGCAUCUACAAAUGUGUGGCCAAGAAUCCCAGAGGAGAGACAGAUGGCAUUAUCCGAUUGUAUGUCUCCUAUCCACCAACGACCGUAUCAUCGGGCACAACCGAUUCCCAUUGGGAGAGGGAAAAUGGCAUCAAUGGCAACAAUUACGCCUAUGGCGGAUCCGAUGGCCAACGCUCUAGUUAUGGCCAAGACAAAAAUACGAGAUAUCAAUCGAAUUUGAAUGAAAUCGGUUUAUCUGAACAAAAAUCCUUCCUAGAUAAGACCCAAAAUCCAUUGGCGGCCAAUGGAAAUGGCAAUGCAAAUGAUCCAGAGGAUUCCGAGGCCAACAGGGGAGCGAAUUCUUCCAAGGCCAUUGCGUGGAUGACGCUCCUCCUACCAAUAACAUUCUUGUUAACAAUCCGCCAGUCAGCGGUUGGUUCUACUAGCUCUAUCGUAAGUGUAAGUCUAUGAACCAAUGGUAUGGGACUAGAUCUAAGGCUUCAAACGUAAUGUUAGCAUAUAAAUGAGAAUACUAUAUUUAAUCGCAUAGAACCACUAGUGGAACCGAGACCCUAAUUACGAUCCGCCCUUUCCCCAUAUACUCGUAUGAGACACACAUCCAGGCAGACAGACAGAGAGAGAGAGAGCUUGUUAUAUGCAUAUGUAUAUCCAUCAAAUCACAAUCUAUACAAAUACUCUAUAUAUAUAAAUCUAUGUAUAGGAACAAGGGUAAAUGCAAUUUCAUUUUGCUUUCAAUGCUGUGCUUCAAAACUGAGAAAUCGUUUCACAUGAUUAUCGGAUCGUAUAAUGUAUCUAUCACACGAUCUCCAUCAUCGAUAUCUAUAUAUUAUAUUUGUGCGUUAAACGCUGAUCAAUACACAAGAAAAAACAAACACUCAUGAAUAUACAUACAACAGAUACGUAUGCCUUAAGGAUUGCAAAUGAAAUAUAUAUAUACAUACAUAUAUAGAUAUAUAGACCCACACACACAUAUCGAGCAUAGAAUAUGUUUAAGUAUAAAAUGCAGGUUAAUUUAAAUAUAUUUUGUAGUUUAAAGGCGGCCAAACAUUUUUGGGAAUUUAUUUUAAAGUUGAAAAUACCGGAAAAUACCAACAAAAAUACCAGAAUUUUUAUUUCAAUUUUCCAUAAACUAUUAAAAAUUCAAAAAAUACCAGAAAAAUACCAAAAACUUCCAAGCCCCCUAAAAACCGCAUUUAUUUCUAUAAUUUUUCCAAAGAAAUUUUUCUUAAAGAAACAGUAUUCGGAAAGAGAAGUGCUUUAGAACGAAACAGACCCGCACAGACCCUUCCAGUCUUCUUCCAGUCAGAAUUAAUAUCUGUUGCAUCAUCAGCGCCAGCAGAAAAAUACAAUAAUUUAAGUAGCUUGUAAGUAAAGGCUUAAUAUGUAAUGUAAAGAUUAAACCAGAUGUUAAACAUUUACAUAUGUAAGCUAAAAAUAUAAUAACAAACGAAUACUAAUGUGUUGCUUUAUAACUACAUUAACAAAUUAACAAACAAUGAAAUUAAAUGAAAUGAAACAAUGUUAAAUAAUGAGAAAUAUAUUUGGAAUCGAGUGAAGAAACACACACACGCAGACACAGUACAUAUAAUCGUAUAUAAAGCAUUAUAUACAGCCCCCCACACACACUUAUGUACGUAUGUAACAUGUAUUUAAGCAUAUAAAAUGAGUUGUAACUGAGGCAUUAAAUUAAAUAAAAAUCCCAAAAAAGACACACAACGAAAGCGAGUAGUACUAAAGCAGGAGAGUGGCAGGGGGUUGGGUAAGUAUUGGUAGUGGUAGCACGGC
Molecule: messenger RNA, 3502 nt
Organism: Drosophila miranda
Lineage: Eukaryota; Metazoa; Arthropoda; Insecta; Diptera; Drosophilidae
Gene: DIP-zeta
Product: lachesin
Exons: 10
Coding region: 590-2167 (525 amino acids)
Cellular component (GO): neuron projection
Source: RefSeq, a predicted model, not a curated record